This is a messenger RNA of Orbicella faveolata, 661 nucleotides long. RefSeq lists its product as uncharacterized. The record is from RefSeq and is a predicted model, not a curated record. Lineage: Eukaryota; Metazoa; Cnidaria; Anthozoa; Scleractinia; Merulinidae.
UUUAUUUCUUACCCUUUGCACCCACUAACUACAAAUAGCAAUUUUUAUGCCUCCCUUUUUUAAAACCACUAGUGUCCAAGUUCAAACUGACGACAAAAGGCCAAGAACUGCUAGUGGAGUGAUAACAAGAGGACUGCUGGGACCAGCGUCACAACUGAAUCAAAACAAUAAACCAAAGAAACCAGUUGAUGAACAGUUUGAAAGAACAACCAAGAUGUUGUCUAUGCAUAACAACCUUAUGAAGCGAUACCAAAAAGAGUUAAAGACUAACACAGCUCAAGUGGAGCAAAUCGCUACUCUGAGUCUGGAAAACAGAGAUUUGGAAAAGAAACUCCAAGAUGCCCAAAGUAAAAUAGAAGAGCUACAUAAAGAGAAAGAUGCUCUCCAGACAAGGAUCAAUGCAGUGGGAAUUAAGAAAAGGCUAACACCUUCUAAAAGAGAUUUAAUGGCUGAACUCCGCAAGGUUUCACAGGAAAGAGAUAGACUUGCUAACGAGAGAAAAAAGUUCAAAGGUUCGGAGCUAAAUAAUGUUUGUCUAGCACAGGCAAUAGCUUAGAUAUGUUCUAUUGCAACUGCAAAAAUCAUUUUGAAAUCAAAUAAGUUGAAGUUUUUUUGCAAGUUGUAUUAAAAAGAUAUUUUUAGAGUACAUUGGAACCCCUCC